Messenger RNA from Ostrinia furnacalis (Asian corn borer), 2101 nucleotides. RefSeq lists its product as uncharacterized. The record is from RefSeq and is a predicted model, not a curated record. Bases 983 to 2005 code for a protein of 340 amino acids. The transcript is spliced from 2 exons. NCBI's taxonomy places the organism in Eukaryota, Metazoa, Arthropoda, Insecta, Lepidoptera, Crambidae.
GAUUCUCUACUACAACGCACAGUGCAGAAAGCCCUAUGCAUAAAUAAUGAGUGAUCGCCGGGAGCUUACUACAUAAGCAUAAUUUGCUACGUGAUUCAUAUGAAGACCUUUAGUUGCAAAAGUUACAGUUUAAAUUUCAGUAAGCCAGUUCACAGUUACAACUUAACUUACUGCUUGUAACUAGUUUCAACUAUUAAUAACCAGUAAUCUAAUAUCAUUCAUGUAAGUAAAUCGUAUUAAAACGAACGUUACGCAAUAUUUGGGCGGGCUACCAAGAUUGGGACAAAGCGCCCCUGACAACAGGCAUCGGUAACACGUGUCCUUGGCAGCACGGCGAAACGUCAAUGGAAUUUAAUAUUCCGUCUACGAUAACCCAGUUAUCGUAACGUAAAGUUUAUAUAAAAAGCGGCAAGUGCGCGAGGCAUCCCUUGGCGCGGGUAGUACCACUUGCCCGCCCGCCGCCGCCGCACGUAAGCUCUCCCAGCUACGGAACCGCUACGCACGCACCCUGCACUUAGUUGUCGCAACUUUUGACACGAUAUUGUUUUUUAAUGCACACGAUUUUAUAAACACACAGUAAAAAAUUACACAUUAGAUACGUCAUUUGAAUGAUAAUUUUGCACUAAUUGUCAAAAAUCACACGAGCUUUUUCUUAAUAACGAGCUUUUCCUAGUUUUGUAUGUAGGUCACUUCAAGCAAUAGGUAAAUGAUAGGAUAGGUUGGUGAAAGCUAAACAGUGACCUCAGAGACAACUAGAAUACAUUUUAGAAGUCUUUAUAAUUUAUUUUUAUCGCGAAAAUUGAACACCAAAAAGGCAGUGGCUUAGUGAAAUAACACCACUGACAUUCAACUUCGAAUAAAAGUCUGUCUGAAAUUAUGCUAAGUUCGAUUUACACAGCUUCUACACCAAUUAAUCCACCUUCACCACGUACAACAUUAAAAGAUCUUCGUUGACAAUAAUGAGGAGACCCGGCAUCAUAAAAUGAGUCUGUUCGUUGACUUGCGUCAAAUCAAGUCUUCCGUAACAAACCUCUCAGAAAUGGUGGACAAAAUAUCAUCUUCAGUUACCAAAGAGAAGAUACCGGAAGAAAACAUUCCAAAAAAAGAACACUCAGUGUUGUACGGCAGUAUGUACAAACCCACGACGCUCGGCUUUGGUGUCCGCUUCUCUAGUCAAGAGGAUGUUUUCCGGGACAUGCCUUCGUCCAGGCUGCGGAGUCAUGUGUCCCUUCCAAACUUAGGGAAAGCAGAUGGUCCAUUUGAGAGACCAUCUACAUCCAGAGAAGAUCGCCCGAAAAUCGAGGAAAUCGACGACGAAAAAAGCGACACUACCAACAAACCUACUCUACAAUUAUCAGCUGAAGAAUUCGGUGACUGGAUCGUCGCUUCUUUGAAUAAACGACCAAACUUUGAUGAUACUGGUGACACUCAUCCCAUGGAUUUCAUAGAAAGCAUAAAAUAUUACAUCUCUGAAUUAAAUAUGUCCCAAGACAAGCAGCUUCCGUUCAUAAUAUCGUGCCUUGAUGGUGUGCCGCUGAUGUGGGCCCGUUGCUUCAGACACGAAUUUAAAGAUGUUGAAGGAUUUUAUAGCGCUUUCGAGCAAGAAUUUUGGGGGCCAGAUAGACAAAAGUCUGUGCUUUACGAUAUGAAACUUGGAAAGUACGACGAAACCAAUGCACGAAUGAGCAUGUCUGAAUACUUUUUGCACAAGGUCUCUAACUACAGACACUUGAAUCCGCCGCCAUCGGAUUUGGAAAUCGUCUACUCGCUAGCAGCCCACUUCCCGUCUACAGUGGAGCUAGAGCUGCGGUUGGCACCGAAGCCCACGUUACGUGAUGCGUACCGUUUACUGCGCCGUAGAGAUGGCGAGACGGGCGAAUUCCUCCCCAACUACCUAUUCGAAAUGUGCGAAGCUUUUCAACGCGGGCAACGUAUCGACUCCGGGCGGCGCUACGAAGGAUCACACUCAGCGGCGUCAGAUUAUAGACCAAAGACACCGAAAUAGUCUUUUUAGUAUCUUCUUAUUAAAAUAGCGAGCACGUAUUGUACUUAUUAUACAAAUAACAGCACUGCCAUGUGUAUUCAUUUACUUAGUUAUAAA